AUGCGAGGGCUACCGGCUAGAGGACGGAGCCGGCCAAAGAACUUAGUCCGCCAUCGCCAAAAACAUCCAGUGCGCUUGGCAAGACUUAACGAGACUCGCUGGAAAGGCUCCAAGUCAAGGAAAUUAGGCGGUGGAUGCAAGCUCAUCUACCAUGGCACAUCAAAUCGCAAUGGCGUUGGUAUCAUAUUGAACGAGUCGUUUAGAAACAGCGUCACAGCAGUUGAUCGACUAUCGGAUCGCCUGAUGGCUGUAAAAUUAGAAACAGGAGAAGUGGAAUUACGAGUCGUCUCUGCUUAUGCGCCACAAGUGGGCUCUAGUAAAAAAGAGAAGGCGUGUUUUUGGGAAGAUCUGGAGCAGUACGUCCAAUCCCUGGAGGGCGAAGAAGUACUUCUAAUCGGAGGAGACUUCAACGGACAUGUCAGUUCUCGGAAAGACAGCGUUAUGCGCUUGACUGCGGAGAGCACUCUGGGAAAGACGACUCUAGGUAAGACCAAUACACAGAAGGGGUUUUGGAACGAGGAUGUUCAGGCGGCAAUUUGUGAGAAGAAGUCCAAGUAUAAGCUCUGGUGGAGGACACGUCAGUCUGAAGAUCGAGGUGCUUACUUAGCGACGAAGAGUGAGGCUAAGAAGGCAGUAUCCAAGGCGAAGUCGGACCGCUACAAGGCUGUUCAGAGCGCGUCAUCGCUCAACGUUGGACAUGGAGCACACCAAGCUGGUGUGCUGGGAGCUGGUGGAGCCGUUCUGCAUCGCUUUCAUCAGAUCCUGGAGAGAUGGCGAGAAUACUACAAUCGCUUGUGUAACGAAGAGUUCUGUUAUCCUCCCAUCCGAAUUCCCAGCGUCGAGGGUCCUGUUCUACCAAUUACGGCCGUCGAAGUCAGUGAUGGCCACGCAAAAAUGAAGUGGAACAAGGAAACCGGUCCUAUUGACAUAACUACUGAAGUCUGGAAGCUGCUAGGAGAUCAAGGGUCCGUGUGGCUCGCAACUCUAUCUAACAAGAUCGUUGCAGAAGGACGGACUCCGGACGUUUGGCAAACUUCCGUGACCGUGCCUGUCUGGAAAGAGAAAGGAGACAUUGCUGACUGCACUUCGUACAGGCCUAUACGACUGCUGUGCCAUACAAUGAAAGUUUUUGAGCGUGUCCUGGAAGCUCGUCUGAGGAAAAUUGUCAGCGUUUUGGAUAUUGCUACUUCAUGGGCCAGAUUUUGA
This is a messenger RNA of Necator americanus (New World hookworm), 1206 nucleotides long. RefSeq lists its product as uncharacterized. The record is from RefSeq and is a predicted model, not a curated record. Lineage: Eukaryota; Metazoa; Nematoda; Chromadorea; Rhabditida; Ancylostomatidae. The transcript has 4 exons. Gene Ontology annotation, biological process: chromatin remodeling. Gene Ontology annotation, cellular component: nucleus. The coding region runs from base 1 to 1206 and encodes 401 amino acids.